AUGUUGUAUAACAUUAUAAAAAUAGCUGUAUUAUUUUUGUCAUUAAAUAAUGUACUGGGAAUGUCAAGGGUUGAUCCCCUGGUCAAUACCAACCUAGGCCUUAUUCGUGGUUUGAGAGCGGCUGGUGGAGAUUACUCAAUGUUUUUGGGCAUACCAUACGCAUUCGUGGAUGAUGCAAAUCCAUUUGGGCCGUCUAUACCCGUCUCACAGUUUGAUGAUACAUUCGAAGCAUAUGACGACUCUGCAAGUUGUCCUCAAAUUGAAGAAUUUCAUAACUCCAUUGUCGGCACGCUUGACUGUCUUCAUUUAAACAUUUACGUGCCCAACUCAGCCAGCUCCCGCAAUCUCCUUCCAGUCCUGGUUUGGAUACACGGUGGGGGAUUUAUGUCUGGAUCUUCUGGAAGCUAUCUUUAUGGACCGAAAUAUUUAGUAAGACACGAUGUCAUUCUGGUUACGCUGAAUUAUCGCCUUGGACCAUACGGUUUUAUGUGCCUUAAUAAUACAGAAAUAUCAGGUAACCAAGGCCUAAAAGAUCAGGUAACUGCUCUAAGGUGGAUCAAUACUAACAUAGAAAGUUUCGGGGGAGAUUCGAGUAAAAUAACUAUAUUUGGCGAGAGUGCUGGUGGGGCAUCGGUUGAUUUGCAUUUAUUUUACAAUCGGGAAAAUUUAUUCCAAAAAGUUAUAAUGCAAAGCGGUACCAGUUUGAGUCCCUGGGUUAUACAAGAACCAGAUGACAACGCGCCCUUGAAACUAGCUGCAAAACUCGGCUUGACGACCACUGAUGUGAGCGAAGCAUUACAGUUUCUAGCAAAGGUCGAUACUAAUUUAGUAAUAGCAGCAACAUCAGCAUUAAAUUUAUUUUUCUCUCCUUGUAUUGAAUAUGAAUUUGACAAUGUUGAUAGUUUUAUGAUUGAGCAUCCAAUAAAUCUUAACAUUAAUAAAAACAUUCCAGUGCUCUUAGGUUAUAACAAUGAUGAACAAUUAGGUUUUUUAGUGACCCAGGAUCAGAGUUAUUUUGAAAAUAGUAAUAUGUUCUUUGACUUCUUAAAUAACCACUUUUCCUUUGAUAGCGCCAAACUAACAGAAAUGGAGGAAUUACUUCGUCAUUUUUAUAUUGGUGAUCAAACAGCAACCAUAGAACAACUGACUAAUUUAAUAGAUUUUAGUUCUGAUAUAAAUUUCGUUCAUCCUACCGAACGAACCAUUCAGAAAUAUAUGAAAGAAGGAGUGGGAACUAUAUAUCAUUACGUGUUCUCAUACAACGGCCAAAGGAACUUUGCAAAGAGAAGUAGUAACAUAACAGAAGGGGGUGCCUCACAUGCGGAUGAAAUCAGUUAUUUGUUUGACAUUUCGUUUUGGCAAGAAGAACCGACGUGUCACGAUCAAAUGAUAAUUAAUUUUAUGACAACAUUAUGGACCAAUUUUGCAAAACAUUCAAAUCCAACACCGCAAAAGAAUGAUCUUGUAUGGCUGCCAGUUACGGAAUCUACACUUUAUUACUUGGACAUUAACAAACACACCAGUUUGAAAACAAGGCCAUUCAACGAUAGAAUGGCAUUCUGGGACCUUUUCUACAAAUUAAACUUCAAAUUACAAAAAGAGUUUAAAGAAAUGCUUACAAAUAACUAAAUUCAAUAAUAUUAAUGUGUUGUCUUAAGUUUACAUGUACAUUAUAAAUAAAAUAGUAUUUAUUUACCUAAAUAAAUAUUUUAAAAAGUUUUAAGUACCCAUCUAACAUAAUCAUGACAUGACAUCACAUAGGUACUCGUGUCGUAAAUCAAGUCACAUAUCAGUGAUGCGUUUCAGAUCUAAAUGCCUAUUUAUCCUCACUUUUGAAUUCUAUAGUAUUCCCAUAUUCAGCGCAGCGCCUAUUUAGCGUGAAUCAAUAAAUUAUGUAAUAUGUUAUCUGUCAUGGGAAACAGGCGUGAUAAUGCUUAUAUAUGUAUUUAGUCUACAAACUUCAUCAUUACAAAAACUUUAUUUUUGUAGUUCUGAUACAAUGUACCUAGUACAGAUAACAUUUUAUUCCUAUGGUAUGUAUUUUACGUCAUAUCUACAUAAUUCAUUGACUAUUAGAAGGUUGUGAAUGUGUCUGCCAUUGUAAAUUGAAGUGUUUCAAUAUUUUUUACUACGUACCUACUUACAAAGA
This is a messenger RNA of Plodia interpunctella (Indianmeal moth), 2149 nucleotides long. RefSeq names its product juvenile hormone esterase-like. Bases 1 to 1629 code for a protein of 542 amino acids. The record is from RefSeq and is a predicted model, not a curated record. The transcript has 3 exons. NCBI's taxonomy places the organism in Eukaryota, Metazoa, Arthropoda, Insecta, Lepidoptera, Pyralidae.